GCUUCCACUUCGACUUCCGACUUGGACUUGGACUUGGACCCCAACGGCGACUACGAAAACUCGCUCGGCGCUCUGAAGAAGGACCGCUGAACACUAAAAAACCGAAACCGCCUAGCGUAGCUCUAUCGUUUUUUUUCUAGCCCCGCAGUCCGCAAAAAAACCAACCACACCGACCAAACCGGCGCUCGCUUUUCUUUUCUCGACUACGACAGACAGAAGGGACAGAACACAGACCACACAAGGCAAAAAAUGGACAUCGACAAGGGUAUCGUACCGCCUCCCUCGAGCAACGGCCGGGACAGGGAGCGCGGACGCGAGUACGACAGGGACAGGGAGCGAGACAGGGAUAGGGACUACGAUCGAGAUAGGCGAGAUAGGGAUAGAGACAGGGAUAGGGAUUAUGAUAGGGAUAGAAGGGAUUUAGCCCGAAGACCGAGGCCCGGCGGGGACCACUGGGAGCCUCCCUCGCGUAACGGAGAUCGCCGCAAACGCUCCCGCAGCCGCUCGCGCUCCCGUUCCCGGCGCAGGUCCGCCUCACCCCGGCGCCGCCGACGCUCCCGUUCGCGCACACGCUCCCGCUCCCCCCGCUCCCGUUCCCGCUCUCGUUCGCGGGACAGGCGGUACAGCUCCCACCGGGACUCUACCCGCGACCGUGACUCCAACACCAUGGGCGGCGGCGGAGGCGGGGGGCUGAGCAGCGACCCCUUUGCGCGCUCGCUCGGCGGCCCGAUGAACGCUACACACGAAGAAGCGAUGGAGUUUGCCAAGAUCAGUAAACGCGAGAAUAGGGUCUAUGUCGGCAACCUCAGCUACGACGUCAAGUAUCGUGAUUUGAUUGAAUUCAUGCGGGGAGCUGGUGAGGUGCUCUUUGCGGAAGUGCUCGUUACGCCUACUGGGAUUUCCAAGGGUUGUGGGAUUGUGGAGUUUGCCUCGCAGGAAGAUGCGCAGCGUGCGAUUAGGGAGUUGUCGGAGCAGCCGCUCUUGGGAAGGCCUGUGUUUAUUCGAGAGGACCGCGAAAACGAAGCCCGUUUCGGCGCCACGCCCGUCCCAGGCAAGAUCGGCAUGGCGAUGGCGGGUCAAGGUCUCCACGCUGCGCCUCCUCCCCGUCCUCCCUCGCACAACUAUUUCAGCGGUGGACCUGGUGGUGGGAAUCCUGGGAAUCAGCUUUAUGUUGGGAAUCUCCCGUAUCAAGCUGGAUGGCAAGAUUUGAAAGAUUUGUUCAGGGCUGCUGGGAGUAUCGUUCGCGCUGAUAUUAAUAUCGGGGUGGAUGGACGACCCAAGGGUUCGGGAACGGUUGUGUUUGAGACUGUGAAGGAUGCUCAGCAGGCUAUCUCGAUGUAUAAUGGCUUCGAUUGGUACGGCCGGAUUCUCGAAGUUCGCGAGGACCGAUACGCAGGUCUCACAGGCCCCGGUUUCCGUGGUGGACUGCGCGGCGGCCCACGAGGCGGUCUACGCGGUCUGCGAGGCGGGUUCCGCGGUGGUUUCGGACGCGGCGGGUUCUCAGGUGGACCCUCUGGUGGUGGUGGUGGACGUGACUUUAACCAGGACAUUUACGCUGACUACUCUGGUCCCGAUUCCGCUGCUAAUACCUCGGGUGGAGGAGGGGGUGGAGGGGGAAGUAAUACGGUCACGGGUGUUGGAGCGGCUUCGAAUGUGAAGUUUGAGACUGGGUAUGGGGGGUAUGCGCCGUUUGGGCCUAAUUAUGUGCCGCCGGAGCCUAGUCAGCAGAUUAUGGUUCGGAAUCUCCCGUGGUCCACGGCCAACGAAGACCUCGUCGAACUCUUCGAAACGACAGGUCAAGUCGAAGUAGCCGAGAUUUUGUUUGAUGGAGCGAGGAGUAAGGGGUGUGGUGUUGUACAGUUUGCGUUGACGAGUGAGGCUGAGACUGCGAUUGCCAAGUUUCAGCAUUAUAUGUAUGGGGGGAGGCCGUUGGAUGUUCGAUUCAAUGAUAGGUGGCAUACAUUCUCGCCUGGAGCUGCCAAGGGUGGACAGGUUGGACAGGCUGAGGGUGCUUAAAUGCGCCCCCUAUCGUCGUCGUCGUGAAGACAUAUGUUAUGACUACUCUGGUUCUUCUUUCUUAUUCCUACUUGUCGUCGGUUUCUUCGGAAUCCCGUCUUUUCUUCCUUAUCGCGUAUUAGUUUCACACUCGCCGUCGUAGUUUCCUUUGUGAUUCCUCAUAUUUCCGCAUUCUCGUUCCUCGUUUUUCUCUUCCUGGUUCUUGACGAGUGUUUGUAAUCUUCCGUACCUACAUCCCGCCUUUUCCUUUUCCGUUUGUCUUUAUCUUUUUCCUUUUCCAUUUUCCGAUUCUUUUCUUGGUCGAUGUAAAUCCCAUAAAAACUGCCUUACCUCUUGCCUGUUGCGUGUUGGCGGCUCGUCCGAACUGAU
Messenger RNA from Coprinopsis cinerea okayama7#130, 2385 nucleotides. RefSeq names its product RNP domain-containing protein. The transcript is spliced from 11 exons. Gene Ontology annotation, molecular function: mRNA binding. Gene Ontology annotation, cellular component: nucleus; cytoplasm. Lineage: Eukaryota; Fungi; Basidiomycota; Agaricomycetes; Agaricales; Psathyrellaceae. The coding region runs from base 250 to 2016 and encodes 588 amino acids. The record is from RefSeq and is a predicted model, not a curated record.